This is a messenger RNA of Lycium ferocissimum, 1689 nucleotides long. RefSeq lists its product as uncharacterized. The record is from RefSeq and is a predicted model, not a curated record. NCBI's taxonomy places the organism in Eukaryota, Viridiplantae, Streptophyta, Magnoliopsida, Solanales, Solanaceae. The transcript is spliced from 6 exons. Bases 116 to 1534 code for a protein of 472 amino acids.
GAGAUUAAGGCAUGAAACAUCAUAUGGUAUUUCUAGCCUGAAAUAAAGAAUACAUAGCUUAUAAAAUUCUGUAAUUUCCAUCCAGAUUUCAGCUUUGCAUAAAAAACCAUUUGGAAUGAUUGGAAGGCAGCGUAAGACUCCUUGGAUCAAAAGCACUAUUGCAUUCUUUCUCAUUCUUCUAUCCAUUUUAGCACUAACAAUUCAAUGGAUGGACAUAUCUGUCGAUACAGGAUCCUUGCAGAAUAGUAAUAAAGUUGAUCUUUUCCCUGAAGUUUCUUGCUCGAUAAAGUGUCCACGAACAUUACCAAACAAGCCUAAAUUCAUUUCUUCAUCUGAGUCCUGCCCCAAAUACUUUCAAUGGAUUCACGAAGAUUUAAGGCCAUGGCAGGAUACGGGGAUAACACGAGAAAUGGUAGAAAGAGCUCGAGAAGUAGCCCAUUUUAGAAUAGUCAUAGUAAAUGGAAGAGUGUAUUUUGAGAAGUAUAAACCAACUUUCCAAAAAAGGGACAUAGUUACAUUAUGGGGGAUAUUGCAACUUCUUAAAUUUUACCCUGGCAUGCUACCAGAUUUAGAUUUUGUUUUCGAAUGUGGUGAUCAACCCGUAACACAAAAAAGUGAUUAUGGAAAAUCAAAGGAUUCAAUUCCACCACCAUUGUUUCACUACUGUGGAAAUGACUCGAGUUUCGACAUUGUUUUCCCUGAUUGGUCCUUUUGGGGUUGGCCAGAACUCAACAUAACUCCAUGGGAGAACUUGAGAAAAGAUUUGCAGCAAAGCAAUGAGAUGAUUAAGUGGACAGAAAGGGAGCCUUAUGCUUAUUGGAAAGGGAACACAUUAUUGGGCGAAGCACGACGUGACCUUGUGAAGUGCAAUGUCUCUAAGAAGCAGGACUGGAAUGCUCGAAUUUAUGGCUUGCAAUGGGCUCUUGAACGUAGACAAGGCUAUAAAACUUCAGAUUUAUCCAGUCAAUGCACUCACAGAUACAAGAUUUAUGUUGAAGGGCUUGCAUGGUCAGUGAGUCAAAAGUACAUUUUAGCCUGUGAUUCUGUGGCUCUACUCAUAAAUCCCCACUACUAUGAUUUCUUCACAAGGAGUUUGCUGCCAACAAUCCAUUACUGGCCAAUAAAUGAGAAUGACAAAUGCAAAUCCAUCAAGUUUGCAGUGGACUGGGGCAAUAAGAAUGCAAAAAAGGCACAAGAAAUUGGAAAAGCAGGGAGUAAAUUUGCACAUGAGGAGCUACAAAUGAAGUAUAUUUACGACUACAUGUUUCAUCUCUUGUCUGAAUAUGCCAAGCUUUUGAAGUAUCAACCCACUGUGCCUAGAGAAGCUGUUGAAGUAUGCUCCGAUACAUUGAUUUGCUCAUCAAAAGGAAUAAGAAAGAAGUUUAGGGUACAUUCUAUGGUUAAUAAUGUUUCAUCUUCAAAGCCAUGCACCAUGCCCCCUCCCCUGAGCCCAGCAGACCUCCAAGAUUUUGUCGAGAGAAAAGAGAAUCUAAGAAAGCAAGUUGAACUGUGGGAAGAAACUCAAAGUAUUUGAAACUUCCCACAUGAGGGACAUAGUAUUUGCUUAAGCUAUUUUUCUAUCAAUGUUGAACAUUUUGCCUAAAUUCAGAAGUGAGGAAAGAAGACACUUUUGAAGCACUUCAAAUCAGUUUCAUCAAGAUAUAUAUGACAGAAAAUUAUUGUUCUUUA